UAAAUCCAGCAAUGGCUUCCUCGCUGUCAGUGUUCCGGGGCUCCCCUGCGACUGCGCGCAUCGCCCAGGAGAAACUUCUGGAAGAUUUCCAGCGCGACUCGCAUCCUGACAAGGUGUGUCUCGCGCGCAGAGAAUAUGUAGGUGAGGAUGGCCAGCCCAUAGUGAUUCCUCUCAUCCAGAAGAUUAAACAACAAAUUGCCACUGACCCCACUCUACUUCCUGAGUACCUACCUCCACUUGGCAUGUCAGAAUUCAGCAUCAGGGCAUCGCAGCUGGCAUUAGGCCGGGACAGUCGUGCCAUUCUGGAGAAUAGGGUUUUCGGUGUACAGGCGGUGGGCAGCUCCGGAGCAGUGCGUCUGGGGGCGGAGUUACUGAAGGGCUGCUACUGCACCAACUCUUCUUGGGAUGGCCAUAUUCUCCUGUCUUCACCGUGUGACGAGUUAUUAGCUGGUAUCUUUGAAGCAGCGUGUUUCGCUGUGGUGAAACGCUACCGCUACUGGAACCCCGGGAGUUGCAAAGUGCACGUGGAGGAAAUAAUAGAGGACCUGGAGACAGCCCCGGAAGAAAGUGUGGUGGUUCUGUACACUUCGGGACACAGUCCUACCGGAGUUGAUCUCUCCCAGGAUGAAUGGAAAAGUGUGGCUGAAGUCAUGGUGAAACGUCGGCUUCUGCCCUUUUUCUUGCUUCCAGCUCAGGGUUUGUGCAGUAGGGAUGUUGAUCAGGACUCCUGGGGGUUGAGAUAUUGUGUAUCUUUGGGGAUGGAAGUGCUGUGUGCUCAGUCGUUCUCACACAACUUCAGCCUGUAUGGAGAGAGAGUGGCUCACCUCCUGUGUGUUGUGAAGGAAAACGCUGCGCUGGUGACUGUCCAAUCCCAAGUGGAGAAGAUCGUCCAUACACUGUGGUCCCGCCCCCCAGUGGAAGGUGCCAGAGUGGUGACAACAGUGCUCAGCAAUCCUGCACAUAUGGUGGAAUGGCUGGAAGGGCUAAAAGGUACAGUGGAGAGAUGCAUGCUGAUGAAGGAGCGCCUCAGAGAGAAGCUUCGGCUGUUAGGAAGCCCGGGUUCAUGGGAGCAGUUGAUUAAGUCGGGAGGACUCUACUGUUGUAUCGGACUCUCCGAUUCAUUCGGCGGAGAUCAAGCCAGGGAUCGACUUUUUUUGCCUAAAGGGAAGUUCGCAGUCACCAAACAGCACGUUCUGUGCACACAAAGGCGGUUAUUUACGCUUCGAUACAAACUGUUUUGCCAAGUACACAGACUCCUCUAAAAGGUGUUUCUAGUUGUUUCUAAGUUGUCCCGAACCUGCCUUAAAUGUCUCCUUUUAGGUAAAGUUUGAUAGAGAACCUGUAGCCGAAAACAGCAAUCUUUUCCUUUUUCCCUUAUUAUGGUACUUCCUUAUGGUUCUGAUAAAUUCUGAAUAAGUUCUGACUCAGACACAGUUUGUAAUUACAGCAAAAAAAGUCCCAUCGAUCCCUGACAGGCAUAACAAUAAAGUCACGUGUCUAACUAGAAAUUGUGACUU
Molecule: messenger RNA, 1517 nt
Organism: Silurus meridionalis
Lineage: Eukaryota; Metazoa; Chordata; Actinopteri; Siluriformes; Siluridae
Gene: got1l1
Product: glutamic-oxaloacetic transaminase 1 like 1
Exons: 8
Coding region: 12-1262 (416 amino acids)
Biological process (GO): L-aspartate biosynthetic process
Cellular component (GO): cytosol
Molecular function (GO): pyridoxal phosphate binding; L-aspartate:2-oxoglutarate transaminase activity
Source: RefSeq, a predicted model, not a curated record